This is a messenger RNA of Dovyalis caffra, 225 nucleotides long. Lineage: Eukaryota; Viridiplantae; Streptophyta; Magnoliopsida; Malpighiales; Salicaceae. The record is from the annotation of a GenBank genome assembly.
AUGGGCAGGGGCAAGGGUGUGGGAGCUACAGCUGGCAAUUCUGGUGUUGAGAAUGUUGAUGUUGGUGGGGGAUCCAAUGUUGGAUCUGGUAGGAGUAAUGUGAAUUCAAAGGGAAGAGGUGCUAGUAGAGUAGUGGUAAGGGUACUGGCAGUUCAAGAGGAAGAGGUUGUACCAAGGAUAGGGCCAAAGGUGCUGGAAAUGCUGCUGAAGGACUUGAGUGCAUAA